Molecule: messenger RNA, 2097 nt
Organism: Lampris incognitus (smalleye Pacific opah)
Lineage: Eukaryota; Metazoa; Chordata; Actinopteri; Lampriformes; Lampridae
Gene: rorb
Product: RAR-related orphan receptor B
Exons: 13
Coding region: 1-2097 (698 amino acids)
Biological process (GO): regulation of transcription by RNA polymerase II
Cellular component (GO): nucleus
Molecular function (GO): RNA polymerase II cis-regulatory region sequence-specific DNA binding; nuclear receptor activity; zinc ion binding
Source: RefSeq, a predicted model, not a curated record
AUGGCCUUCUUCUCCAAACUGCUGGUGGAGCUCCUCGGCAACAAGAUCCUUCCUUCACCUCCGGACCUCGACCGUGCUCAUAGAGCCCUAACAGCCAAACCAGCUCCCAGGUCUAGGCCAAGAGCGGUAAUCAUAGGUAUCCAGCAUUACAAGACAAAGGAGGCGAUUGUCCAGGAGGCUCGGAGAAGGAGAGUGAAGCUGGGUCCUGCACUGACACUGAUGAGGACACGGACGGAGCACAGGACGAGAGAAAUGGAGGAAAGGGGGCGACACCUAACUCUGAAAGACGAGAGUGAAACAGCGGCUCCGGCGCCACGUAUCGACCUGUACAGACCAGCCCCUAACCAGCGCCAGGAUCACAUCUGCCUCCUGCUGCUGCCUAAGUUUCUGCAUGGUCAACAAGAACAACCUCUCCUUGUUGCUGGCAGUCUGGACGGCUGCCACCGCCGGAGUCACCUGGACCCGUUCCUCCUGCCGCUGGCAGCAGUGGCACUCCAAUGCCGCACUGGGGCUCUGAGCCUGCUGAACGGUGGCUGCUCAGUGAUUGGCUCGCCGGUCCCUGAUCCCGCUCCUCGCCCAGCCGGACCGGAGUGCCAAAGUCUUCAUGCUGAGGGUGAUGGUUGCCUCGUUAACACAGGCUCCCCAGCGGGUCAGCAGGUCCAGGAGUCUCCUCGCAAGGGUCAAGCAGCCCAAAUCGAAGUUAUACCAUGCAAAAUCUGCGGCGACAAAUCAUCGGGUAUCCACUAUGGAGUCAUCACGUGUGAGGGGUGUAAGGGUUUCUUCAGACGGAGUCAGCAGAAUAAUGCGUCCUACUCCUGCCCCCGCCAGAGGAACUGCCUCAUUGACAGAACCAACCGCAACCGCUGCCAACACUGCCGCCUGCAGAAAUGUCUCGCGCUUGGAAUGUCCAGAGAUGCGGUAAAGUUUGGUCGCAUGUCCAAGAAACAACGGGACAGCCUGUAUGCAGAGGUUCAGAAGCACCAGGCACGCCUUCAGGAGCAGCGGCAGCAGCAGACGGGUGAGGCAGAAGCCCUGGCCCGUGUUUACUCCUCCAGUCUCACCAAUGGACUCUCCACGCUCAAUCAUGAAAUUGGAGGAACCUACGCCAACGGGCACGUCAUUGAGCUGCCCAAGGGAGGCCACGGAAACGGAGGGGUACCAGGGGGCUACUAUGGCAUGGACUCUACCCAGCCGUCUCCAGACCAGUCGGGUUUGGACAUGUCAGGCAUAAAGCACAUUAAACAGGAGCCAGUGUAUGACUUGACGCCAGUCCCCAACCUGUUCAGCUAUGGAGGCUACCAGGACAGCCAACUGGGGCCCAAUAAUGUCAGCAUGGGAGAGCUAGAUCGUAUCGCCCAGAACAUCAUCAAGUCCCACUUGGAGACGUGUCAGUACACAGCAGAGGAGCUGCAGCAGCUUGCCUGGCAGACACACUCCUAUGAGGAUGUCAAAAUGUACCAGAGCAAGACACGGGACAUGCUGUGGCAGCAGUGUGCCAUCCAGAUUACACAUGCUAUCCAGUAUGUGGUGGAGUUCGCCAAGCGCAUCUCAGGGUUCAUGGAACUGUGCCAGAAUGACCAGAUCCUCCUGCUCAAGUCAGGGUGUCUGGAGGUGGUCUUGGUGAGGAUGUGCCGGGCGUUUAACCCUCUAAACAACACUGUGCUUUUUGAGGGGAAGUACGGAGGCAUGCAGAUGUUCAAAGCACUUGGCUGUGAUGAGCUAGUGAGCGCGGUGUUCGACUUUGCCAAGAGCCUGUGUUCGCUGCAGCUCACGGAGGAGGAGAUCGCUCUGUUUUCGGCGGCAGUACUGAUCUCCACAGACCGGCCGUGGUUGAUGGAACCCCGGAAGGUGCAGAAGCUCCAGGAAAAGAUCUACUUUGCCCUACAGCACAUCAUGCAAAAGAACCACAUGGACGAAGAUGCACUUGCUAAGCUUAUCAGUCGGAUCCCAACGUUGUCGGCCUUGUGUACACUCCACACAGAGGAGCUACAGGCCUUCCAGCAGCUCCACCCCGAAACGGUCAACGUUCUCUUCCCUCCGCUCUACAAAGAACUCUUCAACCCUGACCCCAACUCUGCCAUGGCCAUGCCCAAGUGA